AUGCAGAUACCUCCCAGUGCAGUGCUUCGUGGGUUGGAACGUAUUGCCAGUAGACUGUUGGACGGUGCCAUUGUAUGGAGUGAGAAGCGGUCGUCUGUGAGCUGGUUGAACCGCAGAGAAGGUGUUAAGUUUGUAGAUAUAGAGAUCGAAACUUUGGGGUCUGGAUGUUGCAAGCAGCUUGGAACAGUUUCUAGUGCGUCGAGAGUGGAGCUGAGUUUCAAUGGUGAUGAAAGACCUGACACUGCAGCAUUUAGACCGGUGGAUUUGUACGUGAAGCAGAUCACAGGCGAGCUUGGAGGCGUGGGGAAUGUGGGGGCUCUGGUUAGUGGACUCCCUGGUAUCGGCAAGACAGCGCUAGCGAAUGCAAUUUGUAAAAGUCUUGGGGUAAAAACGAUUUUUCUGAAUGCAGCGGAUAUUUUCCAGACGUACGUGGGUCAGUCGGAGAAGCAGCUCGUCAAAAUCUUUGAAAGUGCGGCGCUGCAAGCGCCUAGUAUUUUGCUGAUCGACGGGAUAGAAGCAAUCGCUGGCAAUCGACGUGCCCUUGCUGAUUCACAAAGUGCACUUGAGAUCGGUGUACUAGGCGCGUUGCUGUCAUCUCUAGAGAAGCUUAAAGCAUCGUCGCACCAGGUAUUCGUGCUGAGUACCACAAACCGUCCCGGAGAUGUGGAUGCCGCAGUACUCUCGAACGGAAGACUGGACCAAGUUGUAAACAUUGAGCCUCCAACACAAGCAGGACGCCUUGAAAUUCUCCGGAUCAUGACGAAAACAUGGCAACUCGACGAACCUGACAAUGAAUUCCUGAGCCAAUUAAGUGAAAGUACGGGUGGAUUUGUGGGAGCAGACCUUUUGAGUCUUUGCCAGAAGACUCUUCAAGUUUGUCUGAAUGAGUCGUCAGCAACAGAGAUGGAAGGAAACGCAGUGGUCUGUCCACGACACUUUGAGCAGGCGCUUGCUGUGACCUACCCGUCCGUUCUCCAGACACAUCACGUCUCGCAAAAGCAGCAACAACCGACGUUCACAUCCAUUCAAAAGCACAGCGGGACAGCUUUCUCGGGUGUAUUUGGCAUGGAUGACGCUAUCCAAACUCUUCGCGUCUCCUUGAUAGAGCCGCUUGAAGACUGUAGCCGAUUCUUACAAUUUGGAACAACUCCGCCGAAAGGUGUGCUAUUGACGGGUCCUCCAGGAUCUGGUAAAACGCAUCUUGCCAAUGCAAUUGCUGAAGAAGUUCGCCGUCGUGGACUCGCGUCGUUCGUGUCGGUGCAGUGCAGUGAUUUGUUGACGAAGGUCGUCGGUGACACUGAGAAAGCGCUUCGUGAACUCUUCGCUACCGCUAGAAACGCAGCUCCAUGUGUGUUGUACUUUGAUCAAAUUGAGAGUAUUGCACCGCUGCGAGGCUUUGACACGAGUACGGAGCAGACUUUUGAUCGAAUGCUAAGCAUGCUGCUUGUUGAAAUGGAUGGCUUCAGCACGAGUCGGACUAGACUACAGCGAAGUCUGGCAAGCGACGAAGCGCGCAUGGCUUUUCUCAAAGAGCAUGUGGUGAUUUUGGCCUCUACUACGAACAAGGAGCUCUUGGAUCCAGCCAUCCUUCGACCCGGACGUUUUGAUGUCCACAUUCACGUCGACUUCCCGAACGAAGAUGCGAGGUGUGCAAUUAUCGCUCAAGCGUUGGAGAAGGUCCCUGUAGAUUACUCUACCGACCCAAUUCUCAGUUCUCGUGACGUUCUUGCCAGGCAUAUGGCCAAACACACCAGUGGUUUGUCUGCUGGAGACGUGAGCGCCGUUCUUCGCGAAGCUGCCAUGGCGUCCAUGCGCGAUAACUUGGAAGCCACGAGUGUGGCUAUCAAGCACGUACAGCAGGCCCUGAAUGAAGCUACUUCUUCGCCGUCAACGGCUGCACCGACAUCAUCGACGCCGACGCUACUGUUUGGACGCAGACAUGAUAGUGAUAGGAAAGGUAACUCCAAACGUCCAGGUGCUCCUCGAGCUUCAGUUCGUAGCAGUCAAUCAAGACAGCAGAAAGCAGAUGCUCGGCGCUUCGGUGCGUAACAGAGUAGACGGGGCGAACUGUAGAGGCAUGAAAGGCCACUUAUCGUA
Molecule: messenger RNA, 2097 nt
Organism: Phytophthora infestans T30-4
Lineage: Eukaryota; Oomycota; Peronosporomycetes; Peronosporales; Peronosporaceae
Product: cell division cycle protein 48
Exons: 4
Coding region: 1-2049 (682 amino acids)
Cellular component (GO): cytoplasm
Molecular function (GO): ATP binding; ATP hydrolysis activity
Source: RefSeq, a predicted model, not a curated record